GCAACCCAUGCUUCUUUUCUCUUGAGAAUUUACAGAGAGAGAGAGAGAGAUGUUGGCCGUGUUUAGCAACACCGUGGUGACGCCACCGGAUGAGCUGGUGGCGGCGGGGUGCCGGACGCCUUCGCCGAAGACGAAGGCUUCGGAGUUGGUGGAAAGGUUCUCUCAGAAAUUCCCAUCGGGACUCUGUGUGUGCGUUGGGGACCUUGCUCACUUGUGCCACACUCAUGAGAACCAGGCCCUCUUGCAACCAAGAUCGUUUGCGAUGAAGGACGAAAUUAUGUGUUUGUUCGUGGGGGCGUUGGAUAACCUAGCGAGUCUAAGGCAACAGUAUGGUCUGUCAAAGAACGUGAACGAGGCUGUGCUCCUGGUGGAGGCUUACAAGGCGCUACGUGAUCGGGCCCCCUAUCCGGCCAGCCACGUCGUGGGCCACUUGUCCGGCCACUUCGCCUUCGUUGUCUUUGACAGAACCACUAACGCCGUCUUCAUUGCUGCAGAUCAAUAUGGGAAAACCUCAUUAUUUUGGGGCAUCACAUCGGACGGCUACCUGGCUUUCUCAGACGAUGCUGAGUUACUAAAGGGUUCAUGUGGCAAAUCGCUUGCAGCUUUCCCCCCAGGAUGUUUCUUCCUGACUGCUGGAGAACUUAGGAGUUAUGAGCACCCAAAGAACAAAGUCACUGCCAUUCCUGCAACUGAAGAAGAGAUGUGGGGUGCUACUUUCAAGGUGGAAAGGGCCCCGGUCUUGUACACUGGAGAAAUCAAUAUCAUGUAAUUUCACACACAACUCUCUCUAGACCCUCUGCACAUUUUUUUUUUUCUUGCUUUGCUUUGGUGGUUGUAUUGUAAAUUUACAAGGCUGUAGGGGUGAAGCCAUGUAAAGAACACCUCACCCAAGCUCGUGUCUUUAGUAAGGGCGUAGAAAUAACCAGUACUUGAGAUUUACAUUUC
Amborella trichopoda is the source of this 945-nucleotide messenger RNA. RefSeq names its product aluminum induced protein with YGL and LRDR motifs (gene AILP1). NCBI's taxonomy places the organism in Eukaryota, Viridiplantae, Streptophyta, Magnoliopsida, Amborellales, Amborellaceae. The record is from RefSeq and is a predicted model, not a curated record.